Messenger RNA from Mangifera indica (mango), 2070 nucleotides. Its product is annotated as probable anion transporter 3, chloroplastic. Gene Ontology annotation, cellular component: plastid. Bases 232 to 1779 code for a protein of 515 amino acids. NCBI's taxonomy places the organism in Eukaryota, Viridiplantae, Streptophyta, Magnoliopsida, Sapindales, Anacardiaceae. Gene Ontology annotation, molecular function: phosphate transmembrane transporter activity. Gene Ontology annotation, biological process: transmembrane transport. The transcript has 7 exons. The record is from RefSeq and is a predicted model, not a curated record.
AACAAUUUUUUCCUUUUUUUCUUAGAUUUUUUUUCCUUGCUUAAAUCUUCUCUUCUGCAUUUCGUCUGAUCCUUCUUAGUCCUCACCAAACUCACCAACUCUCUGGUAUAUUUUAUUGCUUCAUUGAAAGAGUUUUUUCUUCAUCAUUUCCACCCCAACAUUCAUUUAUUUUUAUAUACAAGUUAGGAUUUACAAUAUAUCCUGAAAAGGUUCCUUCUUUCAAUCUGGAUCAUGGCGGCUAAAUCUCUGCUGCAUUCCGCUAUUUCACCAAAAUCUUCUUGUUUCUUCAACUCUCAAUCGAAUUUGAUCAACUUGAGAACAUCCCACUUGGGGUUUAAGCCAAGAAGCCUCUCAACAGCCGGAGGCGUUAAAUGGGGAGAAAGUUUAAGUUCGUCUCUUUCAAUCACCAGAGAGGGAACAAGUUCGAAUAACAAGAAUAAACAAAGAGAAGGUGUUGUGAGGUGUACGGCGGAGGGAAUCGAGAGGACUUUAUUGAUCGGAGGAGGGAGAGGAGAAACGAAAGUUCUGGUGGCAGAAAGAUACAAGGUGGUGGCUUUACUUGCAUGUGUCAUGUGUUUGUGUAAUGCUGAUAGAGUCGUCAUGUCUGUGACUAUCGUUCCUCUCGCUGCCAAAUAUGGCUGGUCCAGCGCUUUCCUCGGUAUCGUUCAGUCAUCCUUUUUAUGGGGAUACAUCUUCUCCUCUGUGAUUGGAGGGGCUUUGGUGGAUAAAUAUGGAGGAAAAAGAGUGCUGGCAUGUGGGCUGGUAUUGUGGUCUCUGUCUACACUUCUCACUCCAUGGGCUGCCAAUAAUUCCACGUUUGCCCUCUUAGCCGUUCGCGCCUUCUUUGGACUGGCCGAAGGUGUGGCUCUGCCAGCCAUGAGUAUCCUCUCAUCAAGGUGGUUUCCGAGCCAUGAGCGAGCAAGUGCAGUUGGAAUCUCCAUGGCUGGAUUUCACCUUGGCAAUGUUGUUGGUUUAGUUCUUACUCCUAUUAUGCUGGCAACAACUGGGAUUACUGGCCCUUUCUUUCUCUUCUCUUCUCUUGGGCUGCUAUGGAUGACUUCAUGGUCAUCUGUGGCCACCGAUGAUCCUGGAGACAGCCCUUUUAUCAGCAAAUCAGAGCUGCGAUUAAUUCAAGCUGGAAAAAGUGAGUCCAUCCGAAAGAAAGGAAAGCUUCCAUCGCUCCGACUGCUAUUAUCAAAAAUGCCAACCUGGGCAAUAAUUUUGGCUAAUAUCACUAACAAUUGGGGAUACUUCGUUCUUCUAACAUGGAUGCCGAUUUAUUUCAAAACGGUAUUCAAUGUGAACUUGAAGCAAGCAGCUUGGUUCAGUGCCGUGCCAUGGGGGACAAUGGCAGUUUGUGGCUACGUCGCGGGUAAAGCAUCAGAUUCCUUAAUCAAAGCAGGCUACCCGGUGACUUUAGUCCGAAAGAUUAUGCAGUCUAUCGGUUUCAUCGGACCUGGGGUGUCGUUGCUCUGCUUGAAUUUCGCCAAGUCGCCCGCAGUUGCAGCUACACUAAUCACAGCUGCACUAAGCUUUAGCUCUUUCAGCCAGGCAGGAUUUCUCCUUAAUAUGCAAGAAAUAGCUCCAGAUUGUGCAGGAUUCCUCCAUGGAAUUUCUAAUUCAGCAGGAACAUUAGCUGCAAUAGUCAGUACAAUCGGAACCGGCUAUUUUGUUGAAUGGCUUGGGUCCUUUCAAGCAUUCCUCUCCGUGACGGCAUGUCUGUACUUAGCCGCAACCCUUUUCUGGAACCUGUAUGCGACCGGUGAACGCGUCUUCUAAUCCAAGAUGCCCAGAAAUAAGACUUGUAUAAUGAACAGGGAACAUAAGGAAGAAGAAAGUUCACUUAGACUACUAAAAUCUUGGUUUAGACGGUGGAGGAAUUUCAGGAAUGUACAGUUGAGUUCAUUAUUCUUUUGUAAUAGGCAAAAAUGCCUCACAUAAUGUGAAGUUACAAGUAAGUUUUUUUUUUUUUUCUUCUUUCAGAAUCAGAUAAAGAAGAAAAAUAAUAAUUUUUGUAUUAACUUUGUGAAACUGAAAUUACAAAUGUAUUUAAAUAAUCAACUUCAUCCA